Molecule: messenger RNA, 654 nt
Organism: Didymodactylos carnosus
Lineage: Eukaryota; Metazoa; Rotifera; Eurotatoria; Philodinida; Philodinidae
Source: the annotation of a GenBank genome assembly
AUGGGUACAGCUACAGACAAAAGAAGAUUGAAAGUAGCAUUUAACGAGGAAGCAAGAUGGAUUUCAAUUGAGCCGUUCAAAUCAUGUGAAAGUUUAGCAUUGAUUAUACGCGAAAAAUUUAAUAUUAACAAUGAAAUUGAAUUAUGGGAUGGAAAUGCAAAAAUUGAUUUAGAUGAUACAAUUUUCGAUAGUAGUCUGACAGAAAAUACUUUAAUUACCGUUAAAGUUAAACGUGUUAGAAGAGACAGUCAAUUGCUAGACACGUUUCGUCGACAACCAAUCGAUGCUCGAAACUUUGAGCCAUUGACAAACCCCGACCACGAAAAAUUAUAUGAGACAAAAAAAACGGUAAAAGAAUUUCUAGAUUCGGAUCCAACCCGUAUGCGCGAUGUUACAGAGCAGAGAAGGCGUAGUUGGACAAUGACCAAUCCUGUUCAACAAACUACACAAGGACACAUUUUAUCGGAACCACCAACGAAUCGACUCGUUAUAACACCUGACCUUCCUCGGCUUCAAAACAACGCAUCUUCACAUCAAAUACAGUCAACAGCAGGCAGGAAGACGCUACAUUUAACAUCAAUUAAGCAUCCAAGUUGCGACAAAGAUGAAACUCCAGAACGAGAACAGAUGCGUUCAAACAUUAAGGAAAAAUGA